Molecule: messenger RNA, 1168 nt
Organism: Suricata suricatta (meerkat)
Lineage: Eukaryota; Metazoa; Chordata; Mammalia; Carnivora; Herpestidae
Gene: SPAAR
Product: small regulatory polypeptide of amino acid response
Exons: 1
Coding region: 14-241 (75 amino acids)
Source: RefSeq, a predicted model, not a curated record
GCCUCGCGGGGCCAUGGAAACAGCAGUGAUCGGAGUGGUAGCAGUGCUGUUUGUGGUCACUGUAGCCAUCGCCUGCAUCCUGUGCUACUUCAGCUGUGACUCGAGGACCCAGGAUCCUCAGGGGGGGCCCGGCCGCAGCUUCACAGUGGCCACAUUUCGCCAGGAGUCUUCUUCCUUGAAGGGGCCAGGUCACCGUGCCAAGCCCGUGGCGGGUGCCCGGGACUUCUGGACCUUCAUGUGAGGCCUGACUGCCCCCAGGAUUUGUUCUGCUGAUGGAUCAGACUCACUCACCACCCAGCGAGCCCUCCCUGGUGUUGUACUCCUCCAAGUCUGGCAUUCCUGUUCUUCCCUGCCUCUAUUCUGCAAGCUCCCCGUCCUGUCCCAUCCCAUGUCACCUUGCUGUGUCUUCCAGCCUGGAGAUCCGCAGGGGUCUGAUUUCGCAGGGACUAAGUGAAAUUCAGCUCGGACCCCUGAGGACUCAGCUGGACCCUUCCCACAGGAUGGGGCUUAGGAGAGGCCUGAAGAGUGAGUGACUGGGCAGCGUCAGCUUGCAUGCUGGGCCAUCUCUUCUGAUUUAUAUGGGAGACUGAGAUGUCACUGGAAUUGAUUGUAAACAGUGCUGGUUCACUCAGGUUACCCUGGGAUGCCCGUGACACUGGUGCUAUUGCCAUCGGAAGAAACAGUGAGCUUGAGUAGACGUUUUUACCUGCCCCUCUGACUCAGUCGUUUUGUUACUUGCAAGUGCACAUUGCAGAGAACCUGACGCCGAGAACUGUCCCCUGCCAGUUGCCUGAAUCAGCCCUGAAAUCCUAAAACCAAAAGGCUGCUUCCUGGGAACCCCUGAUUGAUUUUAUAAUUGAAAACCCUUCAAAGGCCUCUCAAGACUCAAGGUCAAGAAUCAAGAGAAAAAGGAAACUCACAGAAAGCACAAGAUGUUUUAUUAACAAGAAAGCCAGAAAGAAGACUCUGAAACAUAUUUCAAAUGAGACUUUAUUAUAUAUUCUUAUAGGUCACUUCUAUUCUUAGAGAAUGCAUCACUUAGGAGUGAUAGAAAAAUAAUGAACUGAAAGAGAAUUCCAAAUAAGUUAAAAUGCUGUGUUACAUUGAGAGCAUGUAAUAAAGCUCUUGUCUUCAUCACAAAUAAAGGGAUGCUCAGUUUUUAUUAACA